AUGAAGUUUAGUAGUGCCUUGAUAUAUUCUGCUACUGUCUGUCAGGUAGUUUUUAGUAAGAACGUUUUUGAUAACUGGUCUAGUGAUGAUAUUUACCAGUACUUAAAGGAUAGUGGAGACACUGCUAAGAAGGACGUGGGGAAGUCACUAGAUGAAUUGAAGUCUUAUGCGAGCCAAAAAUGGUCCGCAGAUGCUCAACCAAAGCCUUGGUGGAAGGUUUGGCCUGAUGAGAAAAAGGAUGACUGGUGGAACUUCAACACAGAACCUUCAACUUCUGAAUCUAUUUCGAACUGGUUAUUCGACACCUGGUCCGAGUCUGAUUUGAGGAAAGUGUUGAAGAAUGCCGGAAUCCAUUACGAACCGGACACUCCAUAUGAGAAGUUGAAGGACACAGCCAAGACAAAUUUCGACAGAAUCUCUAAAAAAGUCGGCAGCUCUGGAUACUACCCAACCGAGUCCUACUUUAAGCAAUGGGACGAAUCCGACUUGAAAGCUUGGUUAGACAAGAAUGGUAUUUCUUACGACCAUAAAAAGGCUAAGAAGGAUGAUUUGUUGGCGCUUGUGAGAAAGAACAUCUACAAGGCCUCUCAAGUUUACAAUGAGGAGAGGUUAAGUACUUUGGAAUCGUUGGAUUUGGCAAAGAAACAACUGUUUGACAAAACGAACAAAUUGAAGAGUGAUGUUUUCGAUUCUUGGUCUACGGAUGAUAUCAAGAAUUGGUUGGAGUCACACAAGAUUAACAUUAAAGAAAGUGCUAAAAGCAACCGCGAGCAAUUAAUUGCAACCGCUAAUAAGCACAUCAAUUUGCUUGAAGAUGACAUUAAGUGGUAUACCGACUACUCAAAGUCCAAGGCAUCUGCUUUGUUGACUAAGAGCACUGAUUCAGUCAACUCGGUUUGGGAAUCUUUAAAGAACAAGGUAUAUGGGGCUUAUUAUGACGACAAUGUCAUCAACGAUACAUUCUUGGUCGGCGUGCAGAAUUGGCCAAAGAGGAGAUUGCAAAACUUUUUGGAUGCUCGUGGUGUGAAGUACCACAUUCUCUCCACGAAGUCCGAGCUCUUGAGGUUGGUGUACGAAAAUCGUAACAAGCCAUUGAAAAAGUGGGAAAACGCUUUGGAUGACGCCAAACACUGGUGGAACAAACAGACAAUUGUCAACAAAGCAAAGAGUACUAGCAGUGGUAUUCUGAAUAAGGUUUCUGACUACGAAAACUCUGCUGUAAAUGGUCUCCACCGCUCCUUUGAAUCUAUGUCCAAUAGUGACUUGGUGGAGUACCUAAAAAGCUUCUCUACAAAACCCUCAGAAUUAAGCAAGCUAGAUAAAGAUCAGUUGGUCCAAAAGGCUAAGGACAACACACAAUGGUUCUUUGGAGUUGCUGAAAAGCCUUGGUACCAAAAAGCGGCUGAUAACACUGUCAACUUUGCUAAACGUGCCUACGCAUAUGUCAGGCCAUGA
Messenger RNA from Kluyveromyces marxianus DMKU3-1042, 1455 nucleotides. RefSeq names its product double-strand break repair enhancer MSC1 (gene MSC1). The transcript has a single exon. The record is from RefSeq and is a predicted model, not a curated record. The coding region runs from base 1 to 1455 and encodes 484 amino acids. Lineage: Eukaryota; Fungi; Ascomycota; Saccharomycetes; Saccharomycetales; Saccharomycetaceae.